AUGUAUGGUGAAUUCAGUAGUAAUUCGGGAUCUUCUUCACAAACUACUGCUGUCAUCCAGGUUUUUGAAGAUAUCUCCUCUAAAAUACUCAAAAUACGUCUACUGGCAAAUGAGCUGGAAACGCUGAACAAAAGCAUAAGCAUAACAGGAAAUUCAAAGGCUCAAUCUGACCUUCUUAAUAAAAGAGAAAAAGAUGCCCUUGAGCUAGUUGACGACACUAAAAACGUGUUCAUUAAUCUUUCGAAGCAGCCUUUAUCGGAUCAGAUAACGAAAAUUCAUGUUGAGAAGCUCAAAGUUGACUUUCAGCGUGUGCUUCAUCGGUUUCAAAGAACUCAAGCUGAAAUCAAAAGGCGAUUGCUUACUGAAAGUCGUCCAACUUCCUCAAUUGUUGGAGAUCUGAUUAAUUUGGAUUCGAAUGAUACUGAUGCAGGCCAAUUUAUUCAAGCACAAAUCUGCACCCCCCAAGAUUAUGAAGUUCAGGAAUUGGGACUAGCGUUAAAUCAGGAGGAUCAAAUGCGUUCUAUAGAGGAAGAUAUUGUGAAUGUAAAUGCAAUUUUUCAUCAACUUUCUGAAUUAGUAUAUGAACAACGCAGUGCUAUUGAUUCAAUUGAAGACAACAUCGAAGUAGCAUUAGCUAAUGAACAGUCUGGUCAUUCAGAGCUAGCAAAAGCUGCUAAUAGACGACAAAGAUCUCGAAGAUGUUGUUGCAUAUUCGUAGCUGUUUUAAUUGUGGCUAUUUUAAUUGUGAUAAUUAUCUUGGUGAUUGAAUAUCCUCCAAAACGAACUCAGUAA
Schistosoma margrebowiei is the source of this 792-nucleotide messenger RNA. NCBI's taxonomy places the organism in Eukaryota, Metazoa, Platyhelminthes, Trematoda, Strigeidida, Schistosomatidae. The record is from the annotation of a GenBank genome assembly.